AUGGAGCCAGAAGCCGGGGCUGCCGAAACUUCGCGGGAGACUGUGCCGGAGGCCGGGCGCGAGCCGGGCGCGAGCGAGAUAGAGGAGGUGGAGCUGUACCAGCUGUUUAUGGAGCAGUCACAAAGAGCUGCGCGCGGGUUAGGCGACCCGCCGAGCCUAGAGCUGCAGCUGCUGCUGCUGGAGGCGCUGCAGCGGGACCAGGAGCUCGGCGAGCGGCUGGGCGAGCGCGUGCUGCGCGCGCACACGGACUGGCGACCGUUCGGGCGGCCGCGGCCGCACUUGCGGACGUUCCUCCGCAACCAGAUAGUGCUGGACCACAUUUUGAUUGCGCUGUUGUUUCCGUUCUCGCUGUUCAACAUCCUCCGGGCGCUCUUCAGCGAGUUCACGUUCAGCGAGUACGACUUCUACAUCGACAUCCUGCAGUACUUGCGGCGCAUCUCUGUGGUGGACCACAGCGGGCGCUCGCUUUUGCUCUACACCGACAGCCUGGGGCUCUUGGUCAAGUUCCACAACGUGGUGGUGUUCUACACGCGCAACGUGUACUACGUGCUCAACGCGGCGCUGGGCAACCUCCGCAUCACGGCGCACGUGUAUGCGCUGUUCGUGCGGGUGAACGCGAUAUCGCUAUACCUCGCGUACGGGCUCAUCGCGAGCUCGUACCUCUGCCUCGCGGCCUUCUUCUUCACGCUCUGUUUCGGGAUGACCGUGAUCAAGCGCUACAAGGGGGUCGAGAUGAUAUUGAACGAGAUGUACCAGAACACAGAAUGCCUCCUAUAG
Messenger RNA from Eremothecium gossypii ATCC 10895, 777 nucleotides. RefSeq names its product Asi2p (gene ASI2). Lineage: Eukaryota; Fungi; Ascomycota; Saccharomycetes; Saccharomycetales; Saccharomycetaceae. The coding region runs from base 1 to 777 and encodes 258 amino acids. The record is from RefSeq and is marked provisional. The transcript has a single exon.